AUGUCCGGUCAGAAGCCCCUGCACUUCUUACGGCAAACUACAUGGUGGCGAGAGGUGGAGAGCUUCUUAGAAUCAGGGAAGGACUCCAAAGCUCUUCCUAAGACGGUCAACUCGGCGGAGAGGGACGUGAUACGUCAAAUAUGUAAACACUUCGACUGUAGUUUCAAGGUGAAGGGUACAGGCAUCCAGCGACAGAUGUAUCUCAUCAAGCCAGAUUUCAGCUACUUCGAUCGAGUUGAAGCGGAUCAGGCUGCUUCCCAGGCUUUGGCUUUGCACAGCCGUGGAACUGAUGAGCAGAAUGAUGCUGAAGCACAUCGGAAAGCUAUUGCAACCUUGAGUGCUACCAUUAAUCGGUUGAAGGACAUGUUUGUCGAUCGAUCUUUCCGCUUCGGACAAACCCAGAUUACUAUGGCUCGGGACGAAAGGAAACUGGAAAUCGCCACUCGAGAGGCAGAUAUACUACGGAAGCUGGUGGCAGCCUAUGAGGGAAUAGUUCAUAGCGUGUCUGAAAGGUUCGCGGGAGCGGUCAAAGAGAUCGAUACGGACCACAUCAAUGCUCUGCAAAACGAAAUGUUUUGUACUGAUUGCACAAAGAGAGUUUACGAUGACGGCAAGUGUGUGAUAUGUCGCUUGAAGACCGUAGAGCGCGCCAAGACUAUGGAGCCUUCAUCGAAGGCUGAUAUUACUCUGGAGGUAUUGGACCUUACGAAAGAUCAAGGCGUGGGAUCCAGCCCUAAACCGAAGAAGGUCUCAUCGAAAGCAUCUCGGCAUAGCGAUAGCGAAGCUUCAAGGGAACGGAAACGGCCGAGGCAGGCGAAAGACUUGAAGUCACUUUCCCUCCUACUUCAGCGGGACAACUCGGGUGGUUGUGGGAAGGGCUCGAACGACAGAGAGGAGAAAGCGGAUGCGAGCACUAACUCUCCUCUGACUUGA
Molecule: messenger RNA, 933 nt
Organism: Perkinsus marinus ATCC 50983
Lineage: Eukaryota; Perkinsozoa; Perkinsida; Perkinsidae
Exons: 9
Coding region: 1-933 (310 amino acids)
Molecular function (GO): nucleic acid binding
Source: RefSeq, a predicted model, not a curated record